Aspergillus niger is the source of this 165-nucleotide messenger RNA. RefSeq lists its product as uncharacterized. The record is from RefSeq and is a predicted model, not a curated record. Lineage: Eukaryota; Fungi; Ascomycota; Eurotiomycetes; Eurotiales; Aspergillaceae. The coding region runs from base 1 to 165 and encodes 54 amino acids. The transcript is spliced from 2 exons.
AUGCCCAAGCCACCAGAAAAGUCGCAACGAUACGAUGGAUGUGAUGGAUGUGGCGGGUUUCGAUUGGCUGUGCGUGCGAGUCGAGGCCAACAGAGCGAAGAACCCAAGGUCCAAGGGGUGCCUCAAAUAAUUGGUGGGGCAUACCGUACCCCCAACACCAAGUGA